GAGCACUUCCAACCUCCGCUGCAAUACGUCGUCAGUGAACCAUCUCAAGACAAGAGCAAUACCGGGAGACGUCUCCAGAAAUUCUGCGCCAACAAUAACCUUUACAUCUAGACAAUAUGGCUUCAGGCUAUGAUCGUGCUCUUUCCGUCUUCAGCCCUGACGGCCAUGUAUUUCAAGUCGAGUAUGCCCUGGAAGCGGUCAAACGGGGGACCUGUGCAGUGGGAGUGAAAGGCAAAGACAUCGUGGUCCUUGGUUGCGAAAAGAGAUCGGCCAUGAAGCUGCAAGACACACGAAUCACUCCCUCCAAGAUUGGCCUUAUCGACACUCACGUCUGCCUUGCGUUUGCCGGGCUCAACGCCGAUGCCCGGAUAUUAAUCGACAAAGCCAGAGUCGAGGCGCAGUCUCAUAGGCUCACGGUGGAAGAUCCUGUUACUAUUGAAUACAUUACGAAAUAUGUGGCUGGCGUGCAGCAAAGAUUUACUCAGAGUGGUGGUGUCAGGCCAUUCGGUAUCAGCACACUGAUCAUCGGAUUCGACAAGGGUGACAAGGAACCUAAGUUGUACCAAACAGAGCCCUCGGGUAUCUAUUCUGCCUGGAAAGCGAACGCGAUCGGCCGGUCCAGCAAAACCGUACGAGAGUUCCUUGAGCGAAACCACAAAGACGAUAUGGACCGAGAGGCAACCAUUUCAUUGACCGUCAAAUCCCUCCUUGAAGUUGUCCAAACUGGCGCAAAGAACAUUGAAAUUGCCAUCAUGGCGCCAGGCAAGACGAUCGAGAUGCUUCCGUCUGAACAGAUUGAACAGUAUGUCAAGACGAUCGAGGCAGAGAAGCAAGAAGAGCAGGCGAAGAAGAAGCCCGGGACGAGAGCGGCCGGCUCAGCAACCUCGUCUCUCCCCACGCGGCCGCUGGCUGAGGGUGAGGGCGGAGGAGACGAAUAAAGGAACAGGGCAUAGGCCUUCACUCGUUCUUUGCAUGAGCGACUGGCGUUGUGGCAAUGGAUCAAAUCAGUGGAUAUGGCCAGCUAGUAGCUUGUUCAAAUGCAGGCUGCUUUUAUUGAUGCCUCUGAGGCGUGUCCAAGUCGUAAGGUUCAUCCGAUAGUACUGCCCUUCCUGCGGCUGGCCCUGCUUUUCUCAGGCAGAUGGUCGCGCCGCUCUCUUUGGAUGUCAACCCAAUCGCUCCGUCCCUCCUUUGAGGUCAAAUAUUGACUGCUCGUUUGACUGUUUCACUCUCUCGUCUUUAAUCAUUCUAUUCCCCAAA
Molecule: messenger RNA, 1257 nt
Organism: Cladophialophora immunda
Lineage: Eukaryota; Fungi; Ascomycota; Eurotiomycetes; Chaetothyriales; Herpotrichiellaceae
Product: proteasome subunit alpha type-4
Exons: 4
Coding region: 117-938 (273 amino acids)
Biological process (GO): ubiquitin-dependent protein catabolic process
Cellular component (GO): proteasome core complex, alpha-subunit complex; nucleus; proteasome core complex
Source: RefSeq, a predicted model, not a curated record